AUGAAGAUAGUUCAAGAGAAAGAAAUUUCCCUUCCUUAUCCUCAAUUUCAAAGGAAAGAGGUAUUGAAGCAAAAGAAUGAGAAGGUGAAGAAAGAGUUCCUUGAUUUAUUUAGGAAGGUGGAGAUUAACAUCCCUCUUUUGGAUGCAAUCAAAACCAUUCCUACAUAUGCCAAGUUUCUCAAGGAGCUAUGUACCCACAAGAGGAAGUUUGAGAAGGAUGAGAAAGUGUGUCUAAGUGAAGAAGUUAGUGCGGUUUUGCAAAGGAAGCUUCCACCAAAGUUGAAAGAUCCGGGUUCAUUCACCGUUCCAUGCAAGAUAGGUAAAACUUUCUUUGAUAAAGCUUUGAUGGAUUUGGGUGCUAGUAUCAACUUAAUGCCUUAUAGUAUCUAUGAGUCUCUUGGAAUUGGUGAAAUCCGGCCCAUUGCUAUCUCUUUGCAAAUGGCGGAUAGGGGUGUUGUUUACCCAAGAGGGGUUGUGGAAAAUGUUCUUGUGAAGGUACAAGACUUGAUCCUACCGGCCGAUUUCAUCAUUCUAGACAUGGAAGAGGCUCCUCUCCAUGAGAAGGAGUUGCCUAUCAUCCUUGGGAGAGCAUUUAUGGCAACCGCCGGUACUAAGAUUGAUGUCAAGGAGGGGUUGAUGACCAUGACCGUUCAUGAUACUACCAUUGCUUUUAGAAUCUUUGAUGCAAUGAGUAAGCCAUCAAAUGCCUAUGAUUGUUUCCGGAUUGACGUUUUGGAUGGUAUUGACAAGAUGGUGGAGAAAACUUUCAUUGAAAAUGCAUCUCAAGAUCCAUUGGAGACAUGUUUGCAUCAUAAUGGCAUAGAGUUCAUUGAGGAGGCAACCAGAGAAGCCGAGCUUACACUUGAAGCCUUAAGGCCUUGCACUCCACAUUUGCAACCAAAGGUUGAGGUACCUCUUGCUAACUCUACUCCUUUACUUCCAUCAAUUAAAUAUCCUCCUACUCUUGACAUGAAACCACUUCCUUCUCAUUUAAAGUAUGCUUUUAUUGGUGAAAACCACAAGUUGCCCGUAAUUAUCUCUUCAUGUUUGAGUGCUUUGCGAGAAGAUGGGUAUAGUGGCUACAAUCAAAUCCCCAUUGCUCUAGAAGACCAAGACAAGACUACCUUCACUUGUCCAUAUGGUACCUUUGCCUAUAGAAGAAUGCCAUUCGGUUUGUGCAAUGCACCGGCAACUUUUCAAAGGUGCAUGAUUUCCAUUUUUAGUGAUAUGGUGGAGAGAUUCAUUGAAGUGUUCAUGGAUGACUUUAGUGUCUUUGGAGAUUCAUUUGAUCAAUGCCUACACCAUUUGGCACUUGUGCUUCAAAGGGAUCAUAGUGCCUUGAAGUAUCUUUUGUCAAAAAAAGAGGCUAAGCCAAGACUUGCUUGUGGAGGUCAUUUUGGAGGGAAGAAGACGGCAUUCAAGGUACUAAGUUGCGGUUUUUAUUGGCCUACUCUUUUCAAAGAUGCACAUGCCUAUGUUAGUGCUUGUGAUAGAUGCCAAAGAAGUGGUAACAUUGCUUCAAGGAAUCAAAUGCCCCUCACCAACAUCAUGGAAGUAGAAAUUUUUGAUUGUUGGGGUAUUGACUUCAUGGGACCAUUCCCAAGCUCUUAUGGCAACCAAUUCAUCCUUGUUGGAGUUGACUAUGUUUCUAAGUGGGUAGAAGCAAUUGCAAGUGCCAAGAAUGAUCACAAUGUUGUGCUCAAGUUCCUCAAAGAGAACAUUUUUCAAAGGUAUGGCACUCCAAGAGCCAUCAUAAGUGACGGAGGAUCCCACUUUCUCAACAAGCAGUUUGAAGCUCUAUGCAAGAAGUAUGACAUCAAGCACAAGGUUGGCACUCCCUACCAUCCCCAAACAAGUGGUCAAGUUGAAAUCUCAAACCGAGAAAUCAAGAGCAUUCUAGAGAAGAUUGUGGGGAUCACAAGGAAAGAUUGGAGCACCAAACUUGGAGAUGCUCUUUGGGCAUAUCAGACCGCCUACAAGACUCCACUUGGCAUGUCACCUUAUCGGUUAGUUUAUGGAAAAGCAUGUCAUUUGCCUGUGGAAUUGGAGCAUAAAGCAUAUUGGGCUAUCAAGAAGUUCAAUUUUGAUAUUGCUAAGGCGGGAGAGAAGAGGAAACUUGAUCUAUGUGAGCUUGACGAAAUUAGAAUGGAGGCAUAUGAGAAUGCCAAGCUAUACAAGGAGAGAACCAAGGCCUAUCAUGACAAGAAGUUGAUCAAGAAGACAUUUGAGGAAGGGCAACUUGUUCUUCUCUAUAACUCAAGGCUCAAACUCUUUCCCGGAAAACUUAGAUCAAGGUGGUAUGGCCCUUUUGAAGUUGUGAAAGUCUUUCCCCAUGGUGCCAUUGAGAUCAAGAACCCAAGUAAUGAGAGCACAUUCAAGGUUAAUGGCCACCGAUUGAAGCCUUACUUGCUUGGUAGCUUGGGAGUUGAAGAGGAGGUCAUGUACUUCAUGGAUGCUCCUCUUGUUCCUCUUCAUUGA
Molecule: messenger RNA, 2478 nt
Organism: Rosa rugosa (rugosa rose)
Lineage: Eukaryota; Viridiplantae; Streptophyta; Magnoliopsida; Rosales; Rosaceae
Exons: 4
Coding region: 1-2478 (825 amino acids)
Biological process (GO): DNA integration
Molecular function (GO): nucleic acid binding
Source: RefSeq, a predicted model, not a curated record